Messenger RNA from Dendrobium catenatum, 720 nucleotides. RefSeq names its product proline-rich extensin-like protein EPR1. NCBI's taxonomy places the organism in Eukaryota, Viridiplantae, Streptophyta, Magnoliopsida, Asparagales, Orchidaceae. The record is from RefSeq and is a predicted model, not a curated record. The coding region runs from base 1 to 720 and encodes 239 amino acids. The transcript is spliced from 3 exons.
AUGGUAAUGUUCAACUUAUUUUGUGUGGACGUUGAACGCUGUUCAGAGCUCAAUGAAAAUGUGUCAUGUCACCUCCUACUCGGUAACGCAGCUCGGUACUGUUUGGUAGUAGAUGAUGUGACUGCAUCUGAUUCGCCUCUCAACGCUCGACCUUUAUCGGACCAUCGCCCAACAAUCGACAGACGCCGGACUUUAGCUCGGCCACUGACUGAUGCCGGACUUCAGACCGACCUUCGUCGGACCACCACCCGGGCGGUGGUCCGGCCGCUGAUCAUUGCCGAACCACCGCCCGGCCACCGACAGCCACCGGACUUCAGCCCGACCUUCCCCGACCUUCCUUGGACCACCGCCCAGCCGCCGAUCAUCUCCAGACCACUGCCCGGUCACCGACCGCUGCUAGAAUUCAGCUCGACCUCCGUCGGACCACCGCCCGGCCGCCAACCAUCGCCGGACGACCGCCCCGCCGCCGACCGCCGCCGAACUUCAGCCCGGCAACCGACCGCUGCCAGAGUUCAUACUGACCUUUGUCGGACCACCACCCAGCUGCCGAUCAUUGCCGGACCACCGCCCGGCCACAGAUCGCCGCCAGACUUCAGCCCGACCUCCGUCGGACCACCGUUCGGCCGUCGACCAUCGCCAGACCACCGCCCGACCGUUGAUCGUUGCCGGACUUCAGCCCAACCAUCGCCGGACCACCACCCGGCCGCCGUUCAUCACUAG